GGGGGGUGGGGGGGGGGGGGCGUGGGAUCAAAAGUUAGGGGAAGGUCUAGACUUCUCGGGUGUUUUUCGGAUUUUGGUUAUUCUUUUUUUAUUUCCUUUUCUUUCUCAUUUUGUCUAUGGUGUCUUUCUUUCGGCCUUGAAAGGAGUCAUUAGGGGUUUUUUUUCUUCCUUCUUUCGUUCAUAUCCUACCUGCACAUGGCUUUUUUUUUAUUUCGUUUUAUUUUAUUUUACUUGGGAGCGGGAUGGGAAAGGAGUUUGCUUUUCUGGGGGUUUUUUUACGGCUGGUUUUUUCUUUCUCUUUUGACGAGCGUGAUGCCGUUUUUUUCCUUCUUUACUUCUUGUAUAAUUUUGCUUUUUUGGAAGGCUUCCUUUUCUGUUUGGGUGUUGGGUGGUGUUGGCUGGGGGGGGGGAAGGGAAAAGGGUUGCCGUGCCAUGCCAUGGUGGGAUGGAUUGGAUGUUUUUUUUUGUUUGUUUGCUUUCAACGGGGCACACACACACAUACUUGCAUAUUUGCACACACAGCAGCGCAGGAUCAUCAUCAUCAUCAUCGUUUCUUGGAGUUGGCAACUUUCUUUGGGUUCACUGUACUCUGGUCACUGGUUACUGGUCGUUGGGAGUCUGUCUGUCUGUCUGUCUGUAUCAUGAUACUUCUUUACUCUUCUACUUCUACAAAUUCUACAUAACAUAACUUAACAAAACAAAACAAU
Molecule: messenger RNA, 707 nt
Organism: Tricharina praecox
Lineage: Eukaryota; Fungi; Ascomycota; Pezizomycetes; Pezizales; Pyronemataceae
Exons: 1
Coding region: 196-645 (149 amino acids)
Source: RefSeq, a predicted model, not a curated record